AUGUCUGUAAGAAAGGAAAUACCAAGGUCCGUACCCGACACAACGUCGCUAGAUCGAAAGCGACCUUGCGAGGAUACAUCCAAAGACGAAGGAGACUGCUUCGACUUCAAGAGACGGCGAGCCAUUCUCGCAAAAUACCCACAGCAUGUCCAGAACCAAGUCACCCAACUAGUGGCUGAAAUUCUUGCCUCGAUAUACUACCACAUCAACUACGUCUGCAUAGUACGCGCCAUCUGUAGAUUCGAAAACAAAGCGGAACACGUCGCAUAUUACCGGCUGCAGUACUCAGAGAGCGCCAACCUACUCGAUCUGCUGAUCGGGCAGAUCAUAGACCCCGAGCGCUACCAGGGGUCCGAUCCAAGAGGAACAGUUCACCGCAUGGGAGAGUUCGUCGUUCUGUUCGGAUGGAAGAUGCUCUCGGUUUGCAUGACCGCUGAGGGCUUUCGGCGUGCGGUGCGAGAGAUCCGACACCGCGAGAUCUGGGGGGAGCUCCUGGACAAGAUCCGCGUGAAUCAAUGGAGCCUUGAAGUGUUUGCGCGGUCCCGCAAUCUCGACUGGCGCGGACAGCUGCUCAAGUACGCGCACUUGGGCAUUCCCCGGCUCGAUGCAGAGUUACGUUCCCAUCGGAAGAUGUGGUCACAGCACCCGCAUCAUGUCGUGCAGUCGAUCGACAAGAAGCUCCGACGACCCUGGUUCAAGGGCGAGAUCCAGAUUCACGUCGACAAACCCGUCUUUGACCCCGACUCAGAGAACUGGAAGGCCAAAGGACAAACGACAGACCCGACGCUGCGCAGACCUGAAGACGGCGACUGCGAUCUCUGCGGGCUGGGUUCCUGCGACUGCGAGAUCGAUUUCUCCGCGGGGAGUCUGGUUGAGCUCGUUGAGCGGCCGCUGACGGGGACGGGCGUUCGGACGCUGACGAGCUUCAGGGAGGGCGAUAUCCUCGGCCAGUUUAUCGGUAUUUAUCGGUGA
Messenger RNA from Aspergillus nidulans FGSC A4, 972 nucleotides. RefSeq names its product SET domain protein. The transcript has a single exon. Lineage: Eukaryota; Fungi; Ascomycota; Eurotiomycetes; Eurotiales; Aspergillaceae. The record is from RefSeq and is a predicted model, not a curated record. The coding region runs from base 1 to 972 and encodes 323 amino acids.